AUGGCCACCAACAUCACCUUCCACGCCCCCGCCUUGACCAAGACCGAGCGCAGCACCCUGUGCAACCAGCAGGGUCUGACGAUCUGGUUGACCGGUCUCUCCGCCUCCGGAAAGUCCACCAUCGCCGUCGAGCUGGAGCACCAGCUGCUCCGCGACCGCGGCGUGCACGCCUACCGUCUGGACGGUGACAACAUCCGCUUCGGACUGAACAAGGACCUUGGCUUCACCGAGGCUGACCGUAACGAGAAUAUCCGCCGCAUCGCCGAGGUCGCCAAGCUGUUCGCCGACUCGUGCUCGAUUGCCAUCACCUCUUUCAUCUCCCCGUACCAGAAGGACCGCGACACCGCCCGCAAGCUGCACGAGGUUCCCCCGCCCGGCGAGAGCACCGGUCUGCCGUUCGUUGAGGUCCAUAUCGAUGUCCCCGUUGAAGUUGCCGAGCAGCGUGAUCCCAAGGGUCUGUACAAGAAGGCUCGUGAGGGUAUCAUUAAGGAGUUCACUGGUAUCUCGGCUCCCUAUGAGGCGCCUGAGAAGCCCGAGGUCUACAUUAAGAAUGUUGACCUGCCUGUCAAGGAUGCUGUGAAGCAGAUCAUCGCUUACCUUGAUUCCCAGGGUUACCUCCCUAAGCAGGAGUAA
Penicillium maclennaniae is the source of this 633-nucleotide messenger RNA. Its product is annotated as adenylyl-sulfate kinase. The record is from RefSeq and is a predicted model, not a curated record. Bases 1 to 633 code for a protein of 210 amino acids. Gene Ontology annotation, biological process: sulfate assimilation. Gene Ontology annotation, molecular function: adenylylsulfate kinase activity; ATP binding. Lineage: Eukaryota; Fungi; Ascomycota; Eurotiomycetes; Eurotiales; Aspergillaceae. The transcript is spliced from 2 exons.